AUGCAAUUAUACAAUAAUACAAAUAUAAAAGUGGUGCGCGAGGAGACAGCCACGGCACGCGCCGAGCUCAGCUCGGGACAUGUGGUCAGGAGUGCAGUGUCGCGCGGCGUGAUGCGGCGCGCAUGCGACUGGGUCGCGUGGCCGGUGCUGGCCGGCGCACUGCUCCUGGUAUUCAACCAUGCCUACGCCAUCGAGAUGAUAGCACCCGGAAUAUGUCCCUCCAUAGACAUCCGCAACAACCCGGAGCACAUGAAGAAGCUCCAGGACUGCCGGGUGAUUGAGGGCUACCUCAACAUCGUCCUCAUGGAGCGAGCUACGCACACGUCCUUCGAAAACUACUCCUUCCCCAAACUGCGAGAGGUGACCGGCUACAUUUUGAUUUAUAGACUAAGAGGCGUACGGAACCUCGGCGACCUGUUUCCAAAUCUCUCCGUGAUAAGAGGCCUGCAGCUAUUCAAGGAUUACGCCCUCGUCAUAUUUGACAAUGAAGGUCUCGAGUCCUUGGGUCUACGUUCACUUACUCGUAUCGAGAGAGGAGCGGUGCGUAUUCAAAAUAACGACCGGCUUUGCUAUGCCAACACUAUUGACUGGUCGAAGAUCGUAGCUGACGGAAGCAAUAACAUCAUUAGGUCAAACUACGAUACACGUUUGUGUGGCCUUUGUCCAAACGCACAAAGCCGAGUGGAAGACCAUCGUCAACAGCACCUGCAGUGCCCCGCGGACUCGUCUGGCCGUUUGCUCUGUUGGGACGACAAACAUUGCCAAAAGAGAGACUGUCCAAGCUCUUGUGGAGGUCGUGCUUGCGUGGGCAACGGGACGUGUUGCCACGUGACCUGCCUCGGAGGGUGCGACGGACCCCUGCCGAGCGAUUGUCACGUCUGCGCCAAUUUCUCUUUUCGCUAUGGCUCCGAGAGGACGUGUAUGGAACGGUGCCCUGCGAAUACUUACCAGUUGGCGCGUCGUUGCGUGACUGAGCAGGAGUGCCGCUCAAUGCCGAUUCCUCAAGCCCUGGAUGGUCGCACUCAGCCCAACAUCAAGGCUUACAAGAUACUCCACAACAACAAGUGCGUCUACAUGUGUCCCAGUGGAUAUAUGGAGACAGGGGAGGCGCAUAACUCACGCUGCGAGCCCUGUCCAGCGUCUGGCUGCAAGCGAGACUGCGAGGGGGGCAAGAUUGAUAGCGUUGCGUCCGCUGAGAAAUUCCGCGGAUGCACGCAUAUACGUGGCGUGUUAGAGAUAGCACUGAGAGCUAGUGGGGGCAACACAAUGACGGUGUUGGAGAAUUCCUUGGGCGAGAUUCGGGAGAUCGAUGUGGCGUUGAGGAUAGUUCGGUCUUACCCGCUCGUCUCACUCAUGUUCCUGAAGAAUCUUGAAAGGAUCGGUGGACGAGGCACCGACAACACGGGCCAAAGCUUGUAUAUCUUCAACAAUCCAAACCUCGAGCUUCUGUGGGACUGGAGUAGUGGGAAGAAGAUCGAGAUCAUCUCUGGCCGUCUCUUCAUACACUUCAACCCCAAGCUGUGCUAUAACCAAAUAGAGAAGCUGAAGAACAUGACCCGAGAUCCGAUGACCACCUUCAACGAUCUCACGGUUUCCAAGGAUAAUAACGGAGACCAGGCUUCUUGUUUCCAAGACACGCUUCAUUUGAAGGUCCACUCGCUGGUAAAUCGUGUAGCAAUACUCACUUGGGACAUGUACUGUUCGGAGGACUCUCGGAAGCUAAUCGGCUACUCCAUCUACUAUAUCCAGGCUCAGCACAACGUCACUCUGUACGGACAACGGGAUGCGUGUUCGGAUACAUGGAACGUACUGGACAUAACAAUGGAUGAGGUCAGAAACACGACAAAGCCGAUGCCAACCAACAGAAGUACCAAGGUGCUGCCGAACCCCUGCGAGGAUAUUCAGCCUUUGUUCUAUCCGCUGACUCAGCUGCAACACUACACAAGAUACGCGGCGUACGUGAAGACCUAUACCACGAGGGACAGGAAGGGCGCGCAGAGCCCGAUCAUCUACUUCACAACUAUGCCAGGGCACCCCAGCCCUCCCCGAGGCCUGACCGUGGAGAACCUUCGCGAACAUUCGGCGACCAUCAAAUGGCAAUCACCAGCCAUGCCCAACGGCACCAUUGAGUCAUACCGGAUCGAGAUCCAGGCGAACGCGUACAACCAACACAAGAUAUUGGCGGACAAUCUCAACUAUUGCACUAAUCCGAGCGCGCUGGUAAAUAUGAUAGCCGUUCGCGGCGAGGAAGUGGCCGAGAAGAAAGAGGACAAGACCACUGGUGACGUGAAGAGCGAGACGUGCGCGUGCAAGGAGGACAACAAGCCGGCUGUGCGCUUCAACUCUGAGGCUGAAGAGGAACGAGUGGAGAGUAUUGACUUUGAAAACGAGCUUCAGAACCAUGUCUACGUGAAGCAAGGAACCCGAACCGGCACGUCCACUGCUGCGAGUCGCAUGCGCCGUUCAAUAGACAACUCUGUAAACAGCAUGCUCGUCAUAUUGAGCGACAUUCACGCGCCGCGUCUCGGCUACAACUACACAAAUGAGACAGACGGAGGCUAUGUAAAAUCCAUGUACUUUGAAUUGGGUGGCAAGGCGAAGUCGCUGACUGUGGAGAACCUUCGCCACUUCACAUGGUACACAGUGAAUAUUUGGGCGUGCCGGAAGAAGCACCCGAACGAAACUUUGGACGACUACAACGAGUCGUGGUGUUCGGUGCGGGCCUAUUACAAUUUCCGCACUUUGGAACAGCUGAACGCAGACUUUGUUCGAAACGUACGUGCUGAUAUUGUGCCGUCCAACAAGACGCUGCCUGAAGUGAACGUAACUUGGCUACCUCCCGAAGAUCCCAACGGUUUCGUCGUGGCUUACAACGUAUACCACUCCAGGGUAGAAGACGGCGAACAGUCUGCAGAUGUUGGUCUGACGAGCUGUAUUCGAGCGGAUGACUAUGAGAGUAACGGCCGUAGUUUCAUCAUUCGGACCCUACUUGCUGGCAAUUACAGUAUACGCGUCACUCCACUCACAGUUAGUGGAGUUGGAAAUGUCUCGGCUGAGAUAUACGUUAAUAUUCCGGAAGUACGUCCGGAAGGCGGUUACGAAUGGGUUUGGGGGGUAGUAGGCGGUUGUGCUGUCGUCGUAUGCGCAGCAGCGUUAGGUGCGUGGUACGCUCGACGUGCGCUCCACACGCACGACAAUAACAAACUCUUCGCUCGUGUCAACCCUGAGUACGUUUCUACUGUAUACGUGCCUGAUGAGUGGGAGGUGCCUCGAGCUAGCAUCGAAUUCGUCAGGGAACUCGGACAAGGUUCCUUCGGAAUGGUCUAUGAAGGAAUCGCUAAGAACAUCGAAAAAGGCAAACCGGAAACUCGGUGCGCUGUGAAAACUGUCAACGAACACGCCACUGACAGGGAGCGCAUCGAGUUCCUUAACGAGGCUUCUGUGAUGAAAGCGUUUGACACGUUCCACGUGGUACGUUUGUUGGGCGUGGUCUCUCGCGGACAGCCCACCCUCGUAGUGAUGGAGCUGAUGGAGCAGGGAGAUCUCAAGACAUAUCUACGCUCACAUCGUCCAGACGCGGACUCGUCGCUACCUAAGAAAGGGCCUGCGCCCUGCCCACCAACUCUGCAGAACAUCUUGCAGAUGGCUAUAGAAAUAGCCGACGGUAUGGCCUACCUAUCGGCCAAGAAGUUUGUGCAUCGUGACUUAGCGGCGCGCAACUGUAUGGUCGCUGGGGACCUGACGGUGAAGGUCGGGGACUUCGGCAUGACCAGAGACAUUUAUGAGACUGAUUACUAUAGGAAAGGCACGAAGGGACUCUUGCCUGUGCGCUGGAUGAGCCCUGAGAGCUUAAAAGAUGGGGUGUUUUCAAGUAACACCGACGUGUGGAGUUAUGGUGUAGUUUUAUGGGAGAUGGCUACACUUGCAAUGCAACCCUAUCAGGGUCUAUCCAAUGAGCAAGUAGUCCGCUACGUGAUUGAAGGUGGGGUGAUGGAACGCCCAGAGCAUUGCCCUGAUCGUCUAUAUGAGCUGAUGAGGGCGUGCUGGGCUCAUCGGCCAGGGGCUAGGCCGAGUUUCCUCCAACUGGUUGCAGAACUAUUGCCCACUGCACAGCCUUACUUCCGACAUAGGUCGUUCUUCCAUACGCCGCAAGGACAGGAGAUGUACGCACUCCAGCGGACAGCUGCAGAGGAAGAACAAGAGAUGCAAGAAGUGAAUGUCGGUGCAGUAGCAACCGGUUCGGGUUCCAAUCUGUUUGGCGUGUCAGGUCGCCUCGCAUCGUGGGUGCGUGAGCUCUCAUCCCUGCGCUCGCGCACCUCAGACGACGCAGCCGCGGAGCCCCUGCAACCCUUGCAGCCCCCGGAUCUGCAUCCCCGAAAACCGCCCCCCAACGGAAACCUGCCCCCGCCCUGCUAG
This is a messenger RNA of Leptosia nina, 4416 nucleotides long. The record is from the annotation of a GenBank genome assembly. NCBI's taxonomy places the organism in Eukaryota, Metazoa, Arthropoda, Insecta, Lepidoptera, Pieridae.